AUGUCUCCCCACACACCACCAGUUAAAGCGAUUCCCUCGAACGUCUGUCCUUCAUCACUAGUGGUUCCCAAACUCCCGGUCACUGAACUUAAAGGCCUAGUCCUGCACCCAAAGGAAAGCGAGGUUCCAGGCCGGCUCUACCGUCACCUAGGUAGCCGGCUGCACGACCUAGAGCACACCUUCUCAGUCUCUCCAACCACCCCGAAGCCUCGGCUGGGUGCAGGAACGCAGGGUUCAGACCCUAGGUCUGUCUCAGAGACCCUAACGCAGAAGCAGGACGAAGGUGUGACUGUAAACGUCAAUGGGCACGGACAAGAAGAAGAUAAAAGCCAAAGCCCCACAAAAACGGCUCCCGAAGGGAAGUCCGACUCCGAACUUUACCCUUCUCCCUGGAUGGGUCAAAGGGCGGACAGCGGUGCUCGCCAAGCCUUGUGCUCCGGAUCUCAAGCCUCCCCCGAGCCCCCGCUCGCUCUUCAAGCUCCGGGUGCAGGCGCCCGAGCCGGUGCAGGCGCCCGAGGGGCGGGGCCCGCCGCAGGCCUCAGCGCUCCAGCGCCCUCCCCACCGCCCCAACAACCGGAAGCGAAGAACCUACUAAGCUCAGUCCCGGGUGGGCGCCGCCCGGGCCAGCCCCCGCCGCCCCCAGCGCCGUCAGCCCAGGAAGCUCGGCCACGCGGCCCGGGCGUACUCGCAGGCCCGCGAUGGCGGGGCGGCGGAGCAAGCACACAAAGGAGGUGGCGUCAGCGGGGAACAAAAACCCGGCCGGGGCCUCCCUUGAACGCCCCGCACAGGCUGGCGCCCCGGAGCGACUCCCGGCGUGACCUUGGGCGCGUCCGUCCCCCUCCCCAGCCCCCGGCUUCGCUGGCUUCGCUACACCCGAGCCGCGGCCGCAGCCCGCUGGGGCAGCCAAGGCUCUGGGCGAGGCGCUCGCACGUCCGUCCCCCUCGCCGAGCCGGGCCGGGCCCGGACGGCCACGCGGACGGCGGGGCGGGGCGGGGCGUGGCGGGCGGGCGAGCGGGGCAGCGGUCCCGAGGGAGGCCGGCCUUGAGUUCGGCCCGAGCUGGCUUGGCCACGCUACGGCGGGCCGCCGCGCCGCCGGCCUCCACAAGGCCGCGAAGCCGUCCGAACCCCGCAUCCGCUCGGCCCUGGCUGGCCGCUUGUUCUCCGCGAAGCCUGACUUACCGGGAGCGAGUUUGGUGCGGCAUGAGUCGCCGCCGACGCACUCUGGCGAGGAAGCACCCCCGGAAGCCACCGAGGAGAAAUCCUCGAGCAAGACGCCGCCGCCUCCACAGCGACCCACUUCCGUUCCUGAGGCCUGGGCUUCACCCCCCGCGCACUCCCAUUGGCCGUCGUCUCCUCGACUCCCGCGGUCUACCGGUCCAGGAGGUAUGUUUUCAAUCCUAUUGGCUAAAAAACCCAUCUAUUACCGCUUUGAAAUGCGCUUCUUUCCGGCCCCGCCCACGUCCGCAAGCUCGAGCUCCCGCCUUCCCGCGAGACUCGCGGCCUGCACACCCACUCCCCUCCCGGCGCGCAAGGCCUCUCGGGAGUUGUAGUUUACUGGGCUACUGCGGCGGUGGGCUCCCGGCGUUCUGAGGCGACGGCGUGGAGCUGGAUGUUAUCUCGGGCCAGCGGCCGAAGUUCCCCUCCUGUUAGCGUGGCCUUGGAACUGGCUCCACAGGGCUUGUUCAUUUCAGGCCAGUGAGCCUGGAGCAGAUGUUCACACAAUGCCUUGAGGACAGAGAGCCCUCCUAAGAGAGCCACCAGGGAGAGAUGACUCUUCUUCCUCGAUGUCGUGAGGCUGGAACUGCUACUGGCUUGCAGACCAAGCUCCAGCAUCAGGCAUGUCCUGAAGCCCACCCCACCUUUGGACUGCCAGCUACGGGAGUUAAUAUGCAUCCUUUGAAACUCAAAGAGCUCCCGAGGGACUCUGGACAGGCCAUCGUCCGUGUAUUUCCUUGAAAUCAAGUGGAAUGGAUUUCCAUCUCACAUAACACUGAAGAUGGCCUCUGAAGUGUUCAGGAGUAAAGAGUGUCUGAUGCCUGCAACUACUUCCAGAUGGUUCUGCAGGAACAGGAGCUUCAUCUGCACCAGCUUGACGUUCUUCUGCGCCUCUGUCACCUGCUCCACCAGCUCCUUCAUGGACUUUUCCUCCUGGAGGCGCCUCUCAGUGCACUGCUGCAGCAGCUCCGCCGUCUGCUCAGACAACCGACCCGGCACGGUCAGAGCCAGAGGUGCCCCCCAGAGCAGGCCUGUGUCUCCUGCUCUGUCCCUGCCCCAGGAACGGCAUGAGGUCCAGGGAACAGAACCAGCCCCUGACCUCCAGUCACCUUGGAAGCCGAAUCUAAGCUCCUCAGCUCCUGGGAGUCCCCUGGAGGUCAGGGGAGUUUCCACCUCAUCUCUUCCCUUCCUCCACUAUGGUCCUGGGGAAACCAAGUCAGAGCCACUGGGUUUGCCCCAAAGCCCACCUACCCCUGGAUGCCAGGUGAGAGAGGUGGGUUCUCAUUGGUUGGAAGCCCUAGGGAGCACAGGACUUGCCAGACCUCCGGGCAGCCUCAGGCUCCUGUCCUAUGAGCCCCCAGGCAUGUCCUGUUGGUCACCCCCCUCUCUUUUUUCUCACAGUGCCUCAUUAGGGCAGAGUCUUAAACAACAGGACAGGGGGCGGUUUUGCCACUUGGAUGCACGUGACUGGCACUCUCCUGUGUGUCCAGGGACUUCUCGCCUUUUUUGCUCCAUUCUGCAUUCAUUUGCCUUGCACUGUGGUCUCCUGGACUGUAGCUGGCUUAUUUUUGCAGCUGUAUGUUUUGGGGACUAUAUCACAAAGCUUUCAUCCAUUCUACUGUGGAUGGACAUUCAGAUUGCUUCUGGCUUGGUGCUAUGGUGAAUAAUUCAGAACACUGUUUUUAGUCCUCAAGACACUGCAAGGCACAGCGUGGGGUUUCAACCUCCUGUCACUGGCCCAGGGUGGCCAUGGAGCGAGCCAACUCCUAGCUCCGGCUGCCUGUGCAAUGGGGAGCUCAUCUUUAGCCGCACAGUAAGAUGGAGUCAGCCUGCAGGCAGCUUGGACUUCAGGCUUAGAGAUGGGGCAUGAAGCAAUCCUUCUGUAAAACAGUUUGCUGGCAUGCAUCAAAAAUGGCUCUUGACCAACCUUUUCGAUUUAGACCAUAGAGUUAGACGUGCUCACACGGCAGAAGGACAGAGGGCAGGCAGAGGGAUACAGGAGCCCACCUGGAAGAGCUUCCAAAAGCCAAAGCUUGCAGCAAAUACUGUCCCAUUGGGUGAUAACACAAAGUGUAAAACAACUAUGCAUGAGUCCCCACUGAAAGAAGUAAUCGAAUGAUUAAGUAAGUGAGGGAGAGGAGAGGAGUCCUCCGCGCAGAGGAAUUCUCUGUAGGCACCGCUUUCUGAGUGUGGGCUUUGCUUACAGACCCCCUUCUAUGGAGUAUCGAAUGGUGGGGAAGAUGAUGGCAGCGGAGAGAACGGCAGGCACGACCUUGACCAGGGGACCAAGGUCAACAUCAUCAGUGAUGAGUCUGUUGAAAGCAGAUGCCCUUGAGAGCAUGUGAUAAGAAGAGCACUUCGCCCCUGCAGUCUUGCUUCCAAAACCCACCGCCCCAGUCUCACCAUGAGAAGAACAUCAGACACAUUCCCGCCAAGGGGCAGUCCACAGAAUACCUGACCAGCUCUCCUCCAAAUUGUCAAGGUCAU
Messenger RNA from Lutra lutra (Eurasian river otter), 3702 nucleotides. RefSeq names its product translation initiation factor IF-2-like. The coding region runs from base 1 to 1590 and encodes 529 amino acids. NCBI's taxonomy places the organism in Eukaryota, Metazoa, Chordata, Mammalia, Carnivora, Mustelidae. The transcript has 4 exons. The record is from RefSeq and is a predicted model, not a curated record.